AUGAGCGGUGGAAUCUACGGCGGAGGUGAGAAGGCUCAAAUUUUAAUUUUCAAUAUGGCAACUUUUUUUUAGAUGACGUUAGCGGCCUGGUGUUCGACGCUGGAUCGCACACAUUUCGCGUUGGCUUUGCUGGAGAAGAAUACCCAAAGGUUUUUUCUGCCUCAUAAUCUGUUCAUCUUUUGAUAAAAUCUCAGGGUGAUACUCCGUCUUUUGUUGCCAUCCAAGAGCCUGAGCCUGAUGAAGACGUAGAGAUGAAAGAAAACGCUGAGGUAAAAGCGCUUGUAAUUUUCGAAACCUUCUUAACAAAUGAUUUUUAGAAGAAGACGUCUAACGUUCAUGUAAAGCGUGACAAGAAUGUUUUCAUUGGCACGACGAAAAUUAUUGUUCCCCGCGCGAGGACAAACAUUCAAGGAUUUAUGAAAGAUGGGAUGAGUGAGUGAAGUUUUCGAGCAAAGGUAUUUCAUCUGUAAAAUUCAGUUGACGAUUGGGAUAUCUUUGAAAACUUGGUAGAGUACAACUACAACAACAUCCUUUACAGUAAUCCUCAAGAACACCCUGUUUUAUUCACAGAAAGCGCGGUAAAAUCAGUAGUUCUGUUUUUAUGGGAAUCCUAUUUUGUUUAGUGGAACGAGCGCAGUAAAAGGGAAAGGCUGACAGAGUUGAUGUUCGAAAAAUUUCAAGUUCCAGCUUUCUUCCUCUCAAAAAACGCUGUCUUAACUACGUAUGUUUUUUUAUUCUUUGGAGAGAGUAGAGAGGACAAGAAACGGAUCAAAAUCCUUAUAAUGAUUCAGUUUCUCCAACGGAAGAACUGGAGGUUUGAUCGUGGACAGCGGCGCCACACACACUUCUGUCGUACCCGUUCACGAUGGAUAUGCGGUCACCAAUGGUUCGUUUCAUUUUAUUCUGUCAUAGUCCUGAUUGCCGUUUCAGCGGUCGUCCGAUCCCCAUUAGGAGGCGAUUUGAUCACAGAGCAACUUGAUAAAAUGCUCGCAGAACAAGGGAUCGACGUAGUUCCCACCUACAAAAUCGCUUCCAAGGUUGGUUCAGCAAGAUGGAGAAAAGUUACAAUGUUGUUUUCGAUUAGGAGGAAGUGGAGGAAAGUCAACCACCCAGGUGGACGCCGAAAAAGAAUCUACCUGCGGUCACGGAAAGUUAUGAUAAAUUCAUGCGAAAACAGGUUGGUAAUCAUUAUUUUUUCGUUAAAAAAAGAUAGGAAUAUUUCUCAACAUUGAUCAAUGUAGUAUGAAUGUAAAAAACAAUUUUAAAAAGGGUCUGUAAGUACUUUACUAACGUAGAGUCGUGUACAGUUUUUCAACAAUCGUGUGAUUUAAUUCCAAAUUUUUUUACUUUCUAUAUUUUUGAUCGUAUAGUGAAAAGAAGAGAGACGCGACAAAUUAAUAUAUAGUGAGAUAUUUAUCUAAAAAAGAGAAUUAAAAGGAGGUUUCUAGAAUACUUAUUUUACGAUUUCGGUUUUCUUAGGUUCUGGAAGACAUGUCCGCCUCGAUUCUCCAACUUUGCGAUGCGACGAUCGAUUUGGAAUACGCGGACAAGUUGCCGUCCACCCCGUACUCAUUACCCAACGGUUUCACCAAGGUUUCGGCCAAAAGGAGUCUUGAAAAGAUGGAGAAUCUCCAGGAAUUUAUGGCGGAGAGGAUAAAAGUGCCUGAAUGCCUAUUUGACCUCAAGUACUUGAAAAACACGGCGAGUACGGGACUGAUGCCUGUCGCCCAGAUGGCCGCCGCCGCUGCCGGAAUGAGCGACAUCGAUAUUCGACCGGUUAGUUUCGUCUUUGUUGAGAUCUUUUUUUCAAAGAGAUAAUUAGAAAAAAAAGGGUUUUUCAAUUGACUAACACUUUGAAGAACAUGCAAAUUUUUUUAUUAUGAUAGUGAUAGUUAUCAAACUUUGAAAGAAAAAGAAAAUUCGGAACUACCGGUAACUCUGAAUUUCAGAGUCUGAAAUGAUAAUUUGGUCAAAAAUAAGAAUCCAAACUUUAAUAUUUUUCAUCACAGACACUCCCUCUAAGAUUCAUGACCUCCUAAAUCCAUAAAAAGACAACCAAGCUUUCACAUAUCGUCGAUAAAAAGUUUUUUUGUCGAGUUUCGACGGAUGUUUAAGUUUAUAAAGUUAGAAUUUUUAAGGUUUUUAUGAUAGUUAUCCAACUGAACUCAGGUAAACGGGCUCUUUUUCUUUUUCAAAAUUUUUCUUUUGAGAUUGUUUUUCCUAAAAUUAGGUGUUCUAUUUUUAAUGUUACUUCUUUCUUUGCAGUCCCUAUACAGCGCAGUUACCCUGACUGGCGGUAAUUCUCUGAUUCUGGGAUUCGCAGAACGGUUAAACCACGAACUCGCCAUGAAAUGCCCCCCGGUAACAUUGCAUGUUUCGAAAUGAUUAAAAAUACCCCUUUAAAGACGAUAAAACUGCGAGUUUCUGCGGCGCCGACGUCGACAGAAAGGAGGUUCAGCGCCUGGAUCGGAGGAUCGAUCUUAGCUUCCUUAGUGAGUCUACUUUUCUCAAAAGCUUGAGCGGAAGGUUAUUCAGGGCUCCUUCCAACAAAUGUGGAUCGGCAAGUCAGAGUACGAGGAAACGGGCCGAAUAAUCGUCGACAAGAAGUGUCCUUAA
Molecule: messenger RNA, 2616 nt
Organism: Caenorhabditis auriculariae
Lineage: Eukaryota; Metazoa; Nematoda; Chromadorea; Rhabditida; Rhabditidae
Source: the annotation of a GenBank genome assembly